UGUCCCCCGGCGCGGUGCCGCUGGUUCCGGCGGCGGCGCGUGGGCGGAAGCGGGCGGGCGGCGGGAUGGCGGCCGAGGGGGACGUGGAGCUGGAGCUGGAGACGGAGCCCAACGGCGGCGGCAGCGGCGGCGAUGGGGCGGGCGGGCGCGCAGCCGAGAAGCCGCGGAAACACGACAGCGGCGCCGCGGACCUGGAGCGAGUCACGGACUACGCGGAGGAGAAGGAGAUCCAGAGCUCCAACCUGGAGACGGCCAUGUCGGUGAUCGGAGACCGGAGGUCCCGGGAACAGAAAGCCAAGCAGGAGAGGGAGAAGGAGCUCGCCAAGGUGACCAUCAAGAAGGAGGACCUGGAGCUGAUCAUGACAGAGAUGGAGAUCUCGCGGGCGGCUGCCGAGCGCAGUCUGCGGGAGCACAUGGGCAACGUGGUGGAGGCCCUCAUCACCCUCACCAACUGAGCGCUGCACAGAGCGUGGGCUGCAGCCCUGGUGUGUCCUUCCCCAAUAAAAGCAGUGGUGCGAGUGGGCUA
This is a messenger RNA of Colius striatus (speckled mousebird), 526 nucleotides long. RefSeq names its product huntingtin interacting protein K (gene HYPK). Gene Ontology annotation, biological process: protein stabilization; negative regulation of apoptotic process. The record is from RefSeq and is a predicted model, not a curated record. Bases 66 to 455 code for a protein of 129 amino acids. The transcript has 4 exons. NCBI's taxonomy places the organism in Eukaryota, Metazoa, Chordata, Aves, Coliiformes, Coliidae.